Rhopalosiphum maidis (corn leaf aphid) is the source of this 2829-nucleotide messenger RNA. RefSeq names its product guanine nucleotide-binding protein G(q) subunit alpha-like. Gene Ontology annotation, cellular component: heterotrimeric G-protein complex. Gene Ontology annotation, molecular function: GTPase activity; G protein-coupled receptor binding; guanyl nucleotide binding. The record is from RefSeq and is a predicted model, not a curated record. The transcript has 7 exons. Gene Ontology annotation, biological process: adenylate cyclase-modulating G protein-coupled receptor signaling pathway; phospholipase C-activating dopamine receptor signaling pathway. Lineage: Eukaryota; Metazoa; Arthropoda; Insecta; Hemiptera; Aphididae. The coding region runs from base 43 to 948 and encodes 301 amino acids.
UUAGGUACUGGUGAAUCGGGGAAAUCCACAUUUAUCAAACAAAUGCGGAUUAUCCAUGGUUCUGGUUACUCCGACGAAGACAAAAGAGGGUUCAUCAAACUAGUAUACCAAAAUAUAUUCAUGGCCAUGCAGAGUAUGAUCAGGGCCAUGGACAUGCUCAAAAUACAUUACUCUGAUCCAUCAUGUUCUGAACGUGCGGAGCUCAUUAAAAGUGUAGAUUUUGAAACUGUUACAACUUUUGAAAGUCCAUACGUCGAAGCGAUCAAAGCACUCUGGGGAGACUCUGGCAUUCAAGAAUGUUAUGAUCGCAGGCGUGAAUACCAGCUCACAGAUUCUGCUAAAUAUUACUUAAGCGACUUAGCAAGAAUUGAAGCCCCUGAUUAUUUACCUACCGAACAGGACAUUCUACGUGCUAGGGCUCCAACUACAGGCAUUAUCGAGUACCCUUUCGAUCUUGAUGGUAUUGUCUUCAGGAUGGUCGAUGUUGGAGGCCAGAGAUCAGAAAGACGAAAAUGGAUCCACUGUUUUGAGAAUGUAACAUCCAUUAUAUUCUUAGUGGCACUUAGUGAAUACGAUCAGAUUCUUUUUGAAUCCGAAAACGAAAAUAGGAUGGAAGAAUCCAAAGCAUUAUUCAAAACUAUCAUAACAUAUCCUUGGUUCCAACACUCAUCAGUAAUAUUGUUUUUGAACAAAAAGGAUCUUCUCGAAGAAAAAAUCAUGUAUUCUCAUCUGGUAGAUUACUUUCCAGACUUUGAGGGUCCUCAAAGGGACGCCAUAAGUGCACGAGAGUUUAUACUAAGGAUGUUUGUGGAUUUGAAUCCUGAUAGUGAGAAAAUAAUUUAUUCACAUUUCACAUGUGCCACAGAUACCGAAAACAUUAGAUUUGUCUUUGCGGCAGUGAAAGACACCAUACUACAAUCCAAUCUCAAAGAAUACAACCUUGUGUAAUAUUGCACAAAUAACGCGAAACCCCAUAUGUUAAUAUUUUUUACUAUUAUAAUGUUAAAAUAACAAUACGAUUAGUAUAAAUCCUAAUUAUAUAUAAAAACAAACAACAAAAAAGUAAAAAAAAAAAACGAGAAAAUGUAUCCUAUGUUUUUUGUACAAUAUUUUUAACAGAGUACGUUUUCUCUCACAUUUUUAUCUCCAUGAGUGUCAGUUUGUUAAUGUUGGUGUCGUGUGUGAGUCGGUGUAAAUCCGUCAUGAUUUCGAUAACAUAACAUAUAAAGGGUAACUUAAAUUUUUUUUUUAAUACAAAUUUUUUACUUAUGUAAAAAUUAAUUGAAAGAAAAUUAUGAUUAAUACUUUUUAUAAGAGCGCAUUUUUUUUUAAUUUAAUUUAUUUUUUUUAUUUAAAAAAAAUAUAUGGUUAAUCUCCUAUAUGAUGUUCAUUGCAUUUAACCCUUAUGUUAUAAUAAUUAUACAAACUAUAUAAUAUUUAAAUAUUAAAAAAAAUGUCAAUAUGAAAAAUAUUUGUACAUAAAUCUAAUGAGAUUAAGAAAUUAUUAAUAUCAGAAUAUAAAUGUUUAAAUGUAAGUAAAAACAAAACAAAAAACAAAUGUUAUCCCCCCCCCCAUUACCUAAUUAUUUAUAAUUGUUUUCUUAAAUGAAAAGUUAUUUUUAUUUUAUUAACAUCAUGAGGUGGAGGUUUUACUUGUGCAAUUUUAAUAAUUUAUUAAACCCUUAAAUUUAUAUAAGGGUAGUUCUAGUCAGUCUCGUUAAAAACUAUAAAACAUACAUUUUAAGCAAAUAUUGUGAAAUUUUCUGAGUUACCUGUGUAAAUUUUAUUGAUUUUAAAAAAAAAUUGUAAUUUUUGGUAUUUAUAUUGAUAAUCUAUGGGAAACAUCUCAACAUUGUGCUCACCCCAUUUUCGCUCUGUAUUUUAUUUAAAAUUUAAGACACUCGUUUUACUUGUUAUUAUUAUUAUUAUUAUUAUUAUUAUUUAAUAUUUAUACAUAUAAUUAUGUGUUUGUGUGUGUGUGUGUGAGUGAAUGAAUGUGUGAGUGAAUAUAUUAUGCUUAGAAAAGUCGAGAGGAUUAACCUCGACAAUCAAAACAUAUUAUACUAUCAACAAAUGGCGCUAAUUUUUCUUAUCUUUUAAUAAUUGUUUAUACAUAUUAUUUUAAAAAAUAAACAAGAUCUCCCCUCACAAUUUAAAAAAAAAAUAAUUAACAAAAUUAAAUGAUUUUAGUAGUAGUAGUAGCAGAAGUUAAUUUUAAUAAAAAUAACGAUUAAUAUGAUUAAUGUAUUUUCUUAUAGGACAAAUACAUACAAACACACAGGUAUCGUGUAUUAUCCAAACACCUCAUCAAACACUUCCAUACUAAUAAGUGAUAAAAAUUAUCAAUGUAAUAAGUGCUCUUUUGCUUUUCUAUUUGUUUGCAUGAAUCUUCAUCUGACCAAUUCACCAAUAUAAUGAAUAAUGAGUACCUCCUAGUUAAUAUUAAUAAAAUAAAUACACGCCCAUUUCUACUUCUUCUGCUACUGCUACACUUCUGUUGUUUCAUUACACAGACCAAAAUCAGUGUUCUUAAUCAGUAUCUCAUCUUUCAUAUUUAUUUAUUUUUUUCAAAAGUAUUUUAGUGAGAAUUUUCAAAUGUAUCAUCGGACUGACCUCGUAAAUAAAUAUGUAUAAUGUACGUCUAAUAAUAAUGUUAAUAUAAUUAAUUUUUCUGGGGUGAUCACAUCAACUCGACCACCUGGUGUAUUUUAAAUUUAAUGUAUUUUUUUUCCUUUUUCCAUUGUAUAAAUAUUGUUUUAUACUAUUGCAAGCCAUUAUUUUCAAUACUUUUAUAAUAUAUGGUAAUAAAAUAACAUAAUAUAUAAAACG